This is a messenger RNA of Myxocyprinus asiaticus (Chinese sucker), 2199 nucleotides long. RefSeq names its product NAD-dependent protein deacylase sirtuin-5, mitochondrial-like. The record is from RefSeq and is a predicted model, not a curated record. Lineage: Eukaryota; Metazoa; Chordata; Actinopteri; Cypriniformes; Catostomidae. Bases 244 to 1158 code for a protein of 304 amino acids. Gene Ontology annotation, molecular function: NAD+ binding; protein-malonyllysine demalonylase activity; protein-succinyllysine desuccinylase activity. The transcript has 10 exons.
GUAGAAACAGACGUGCUUUGCGACAUGUUUACAUACUUGACGGCAGUGAGACGCCUAAAAAGUAUAUUUGUACAAUAACUUUCCUUCCUCUGUAACAUUUAUCAAGAAAUGAAGAAUGUUGAUGCUGCUCUUUUCCAUAUGAUUAAAAUGGAUGGUGCCUGAAACAAAACUCUCCUUUUAGUGAUCCACAGAAGAAAUAAAGUCACACAGGUUUGGAACAACACAAGGGGUAACGAUCGAUAAAUGUUGAUUUCCCAGUUCAUCUUGAGGACGGCAGCACCACACUUUCGAUGUGGAAGAUGGACACGUGUACACACACCUGUCACCUGUCGUACAAACUCAGAUAUGGCAAAAUUUCGUGAGAUCUUCUCAAAGGCCAAACACAUUGCCAUCAUCACAGGAGCUGGAGUGAGUGCAGAGAGUGGCAUCCCGACCUUCAGAGGAGCUGGAGGACACUGGAGAGCAUGGAAGACACAGGACUUGGCGACGCCUGAAUCUUUUUCUCGUAACCCGAGCAGAGUGUGGGAGUUCUUCCACUACCGCAGAGAGCUGGCUCUGAACGCACAGCCCAGUGCUGCCCACCACGCCAUUGCUGAGUGUGAGGCUCGUCUCAGCAAACAGGGCCGAUCCGUGGUGGUGAUCACACAGAACAUCGAUGAGCUGCACCACCGGGCCGGAUCCAAACAUGUGCUGGAGCUCCACGGAAAUCUCUUUAAAACCAGAUGUGUGAGUUGUGGAGAUGUGGAGAAUAAUCACAAGAGCCCCAUCUGUCCAGCACUGGAGGGCAAAGGAUCACCUGAUCCUGCUGUCAGUGAUGCUCCUAUAUCAGUCACAGACCUGCCCAGGUGUGAUGAGAAGGGCUGUGACGGUCUGCUCAGACCACAUGUCAUCUGGUUUGGAGAGACUCUAGACUGUCACAUCCUCACUAAAGUGGAAAAAGAGCUGGACACAUGUGAUCUCUGUCUGGUGGUUGGCACUUCCUCUGUUGUGUACCCUGCAGCCAUGUUUGGCCCACAGGUGGCAUCCCGUGGCAUUCCAGUGGCUGAAUUCAACACUCAGACAACACCUAAUACAACACGCUUCAUGUUUCACUUCCAGGGCCCGUGUGUGAAGACCCUCCCCAUCGCUCUGGCACGUCACGAGUCUGAGAUCAUCUAAUGCUCACGACUGAGGUCAUCCAUCAAUAUCUGAGAAAAACUCACUGGAUCAUUAUUAGCAAUAACAUUCAGUCAACUGGAACUCAAAAUAUUGUUGAGUUUUAAAGGAAUUUAGGAUAUGCGUUAAAGGGUUAAUUUACCCCAAAAUGACAAUUCUGUCAUCAUUUACUCACCCUCAUGUUGUUGACUUUUCUCUGUUAAUCUCAAAAGGAGAUGUUUGGCGGAAGGUUAGGGACUGAUAGCCUCAGUGACCAUUCACUUUCAUUGGAUGGAAAAAUGAUGCAACGAAAGUGAAUGGUGAGACUUCUGCCAAAGCAUCUGCUUUUGUGUUCCACAGAAGAAAGAAUCUAAAUGUUGACAGUUGGCAGGGAAAUAUUAUAAACGUUUUUUACAUGAACUUGAAAUGAUGAUUUGAACAGUGGACCAAAGUAACAGGAUAAAGCAGAAUGUUUUCCUCAAUUUUUGUCACUCAAGGAUAUAUGUUUGAUAUUUUGAGCAGUUUUCCAUUAACCAUAUUGUGCCUUAUUUUUCAAUGAGUUAAUGGGACAGAAAUAAUACACUGCCAAAAGUCAUUAUCUUGAGUCAAAGUAUUUACACAGGAUGUAGCUCAAAAUAGAAUGUUCCAGAUGAGACGAAACGAGAUAAGCUCUGAUGUUAUGGGAGCAUUUAUUCAGUCUAAGUGCUUGAUAACAUUAUGAUCGAUUGAGUGUUUGAUAUCUUGUGUGGUAAAACAAUACAGCAUUCCAAAUUACACAUAAAACCACAUUCUGUCAUCUAUGUAUGAUGUGUGUGUUCAUGUUGUUUUAUAGCAUAUAUAAUGAACUUUCUGGAUACAUUUUAAUAAUACACUGCAAAGAUUAAAAACGGAAAAUGCACAAAAAUAUGCAGUGUGUUAAAGAAUCAUCCACUAGAGGGAAACCACACACUUUUCACAUUUUUCAGUAUGUACUUUCAUAUAAUUCCAUUACUUGCAUUCUUUUUUUUUUUAUCAUUAAAACACUCAUGAAAAGCUUUACGAUCCUAAUUAAAGGCAUUUUCUGCA